Messenger RNA from Spirometra erinaceieuropaei, 5272 nucleotides. Lineage: Eukaryota; Metazoa; Platyhelminthes; Cestoda; Diphyllobothriidea; Diphyllobothriidae. The record is from the annotation of a GenBank genome assembly.
AUGGGCUCAGACUAUAAGUCGCAGGCGUUGACACGUCUAAUUGAAGCCAACCGGCUGUUGAAGAACCUCCUCGAGUCACUCAUGACCUCGGUAUGACUUCUCUCUACCUAACUUUAUUUCAAAUCUUGUGAAACUUUUCUACCCACUCAGAGCUCUCAUUUGUCCCCAUCUAACAGAAGGAACCGCAAUUAGCAACAGAUCGUCCCUUCACCCUGGCCUCCUCGCCCCUCUUAACCGCCUUGUUGUCAAUCCUCGUGGCCGAUCGAAAGGCUCAUGUUUCCCUCCUCUGCAAUGCGUCCAUAGAGCAAGGCUCGAAACUCGGCCUGCCACCACGGCCGCUCUCCGGUCCACAGCAGAAGAAUAUACCCACGCUGGCAGACUUUAUUCGCUCCCUCACGGCCUAUGUAGAUGCUGAGGAGCAGGUUGGUUCAGUUUCGACGUCUUUUCCUUUUUCUGCAUCCCUCCGCCUUCCCACAUCCAUUCUUCUUCGUUUUCCCUCAUCCAUAUGCAACAGUUCUUCCAAGCGGAACAGACGUCGCGAGGAAUGGGAAAAACCGUCUCCCUGUUUAUGACUUUGAUUUUUCUACUGGUUUCACGGUCGCGAUAGAAGUAUGAAUUUCAGAUUUAUGAUUCCCGCCAAGACGUAGACCGUUUGUACGAGACCAGUAAAAGGCAUUUUAAUCUUUAGCUAAGUAAAUUUACGUAGUCCUCACGUGACUUGAACAGUUUUUAAAACUCAGAGAUAACAUCCGCACGCACUUCCUGACGGUAAUGGCACGAUAGUGGUUUUGAAAUCACCGCUUCCAUUUAAUUAGGUUUACUGCGAUUCACCUAUACUGUAGCAGAAAGUUGUGCCUUUGUUGCAUCCGGUUGUAAACUCCACCGAUCUUACGUUAUAGUACACUGCAUCUGUCUUUCAUAAUUUUGUAUUAAUCGAUAACUUACCUCUCCCAGCACGUCUGUCCCGGCACCCCCCUUUGUCUGCAAUGAUUAAUUCCGUUUUGUGUAGAACUUGAGCGUAGUUUCCGUGGCCGUUUGUCAUAUUUUAUUAAACUACCAUAUCAUCGAGGUUUACAAACAUUCCAGUCACAUAUUUUGCAUCCCCUUUCUUGAAAUAGUCAGUUUGGGAACCUUGGAGCGUUAAUGUUAAAUUAUUCUUAAGGAAUGAUCUUAGGAAAUGGUUUCUUUUUUUGUCACUCACUGUUUCAUUUAUUUGGACUCUUCUGUUACCCCUUGUUCUCAUUUCCUGCCCAAACUUAUGUCGACACGAACGCCUAAUCGCAGCAGUGACAUUUUGAGCGCGAUCCGAACACAUCUUCCACAAUGUCUCUCUGGAAUCAGAGUUAUGUGCUUUUUAACACACAGUUACUUUAAAGACUAGCGAACUAGUCUACUUUGUCGUUCAUCCCGUCAUUAUUAAUCAGCUUUUUAUUCUACUUUCACGUAACUGUUCUCUCUUUGUUGAUUAGAGAUGGAACACCCUCACCAGUGCAGUAGCGGCUGACCGACAGGAACUGGAGUCCGAGAUUGAGUCAGCACGACAACGGGAGGAAACUCUAAAGUCGGAAGGUAAUUUAUUCCGAAUUGUCCUCCACGAUCCCCACCUUCACUGGUACAUUCCUCUGGUAACCUCCUUGCAUAAGUUACUUUGAUGGUGGAUCUGGGAAUUUCUCUGAGGCACUACGUUCGUUCACCUAGCAUUCAAAAUUUAUCCCCAAUCCGAAAUUCGAAAUACCGUUUUUUUUCUGGAAUUAAUUUAAUCAAGAAGAGAUGACAAAAUAUGCUGAAAUCGAUGGCAUCAUAAAUUUUGGAACCUUUUGCAAGACAUCAAACGGUUAUUUCAUAUUUGCAUAACCAGAUGUUCGAUAAGAAUAAAGUCUAGAGCAAUAAAACGGCAUAGGUACUUAUUUGUACUUGUGUUUGGUAUAGCUGUGCUCACGUCUGAUCUAACCAGCCCCGAUGAGAUCAUGUACUAUACCUCUCAACGCGUGACGAUUCGCGACUGAGACCGAAUAAAAGAGGUCCAUGGACACUUUCCGAGGAUUGAGAAAGCCCUGCGAGCAUCAUUGAUUUGGGAAACAAUGUCACCCUUACCCUAUCCAUUCAGCAACAGCGUCGCCGCGAGGUAUUUGAAGUUGUUCGCCUCUUUAAAUUGACAGCCAUUAAUUCCAAAUGAUACCGUUUGGUCAGGAAUGCAACCCGAUAGCUGUCCUAUUGACUGAUGACUUUGGUGAUGACCGCUGACCACUGCCGUCUUCGUCGGUUCUGGCUCUAAAACGGGGCCGAAUUUCUGCGCGCGGGGUUUCGGCAAUGCUGGGUUAUCGAAGUUUUGUGACACCAAGGCACUUCGCAAGUUGCAUGUUAGGUGCUUGUGGGAGGUGAACUUUUAGGCGUGUGCUAACUAGAACAUGGUCAGACCCAUGAGCAUUGCCAGUUUAGGCACCACACCGAUCUAUUAUCGUGAACCCAGCCGCGAAACCUUGAACCAACUAGAAUGUAGUCUGACUGUAUGAACUUUGUUUGAAUACCAAGUAGACGUUUGUGGCGAUUUUAAAGGCGCGUAUUGGGGACAUGCAGUCGAUUUCGAUCAGCAAAAUUAAACAUCCUGUCACCAUUGUCGCACCGAGGGCCAAGUCCAGAACGGCCAGCCAGGUGACUUUCCGAAAAGUCGCCGAAUCUAGUCCGCAUAUUCCAGUCCCGAAAACAAUCAGCAUAUCAUGGCGACGGAGUCUUUGAGAUAAUUCCUGUGGUUGCGAGUAGAAGGUCUCUUUAUCGUGGCUUUCGGCAGCUGAUAUUGGUGCGCACACGGAGACGACAGAGAUGUUCGUAAAGUGACCCUUCAGUUGCACGCAACCCAUCCGGUCAUUGACUGAUUCCUAUACAAAUCGUGUACGGUUUGCUUGUUGCGAGAAGGCGGUCACCACACCGUAUCUAUCAGAAGAAUCACGUAGGCCGCUGUCGUUCAGGGUGAAGCGCGAAUCGACUCCCGGAAUCUUUUUUCCCGAGAGCCUGAGUUGGAAAUUUGGACUUCAGACAAGCAACAUACCACGUUCUGAUGAAGACUGUGCCGUCAGACUGGGUGUCAGGGUCCAGAAGCGUUUGCACAUCCCGGCAUCCAGUCUGUUCCUGGUUGAGUAAUCCAGCUCGCAUACUGUUCGUCCACACCACUGGGCCAGAGUUAGGGAGCCCGCGAACGCAGUAGCAUUGAUCAUAAUAUUGUCAUCAGGCAUUUUUUUUAUGAGGUUUUAUGGAAAUUAUGAGCUCAGGCGGGUCCCAAACAACUGCUCGGUAUGUUUAUUCGAGGUCGUCUUCUCCAGCGCUUUGGCUCAAGAACCUAACCACAAGGCGGCGGUGGCAAGCAAGCUUAUUUAAUGGCGGCUCACCGUCUCCGUGCCUCAGUGCCGCCAUCGGGAUUUUACUAGGCAGUCGGCGUGUCAAACCUCAGCUCUCCACGCCCUGCAUUGUCGCUGCAGGUCCACGACUGCCUAUUCGCCAGACCCGAGAGCUUAUCUGUUUCGCCGCUGACUUUCGCUGAACAUUGCCCCACCAUCCGCCGCCUGUGGACGCGCAGGAUAGCCAGCAGCUAGGCUAACGGGUAACCCGUCGUCUCGGACCGGAUAGGUGCGUCAACGACAGGAUGCGGCUGGCCUAGUACGUAGAUAGGGGGAGGACGGGACUUGGCGUGUGUGUGUGCGGGUCUGAAUUACAGCGAGAACUCGUCAAGCAUGGAACAUUAACCAGCCACAUGGUGAGGAUUGUGAGGUUAUCUUCGUCCUUGACAGUACUAGGUGGAUCACGUGAUUCAAUUACGUUCACAGUCCUGACUUCCCCCCCAUGGAUAGGACAUCCCAGUCGUCGCAAUAAGUUAAACCCUAGAUGCUGCCGUUCGAUCCGCCACACACCCGGUGAGGCUUCGUAACUGGAGUUUCCUGCACCCUAUUUCCCGCUCAUAGCAUCCAUGGCUUAUGACCUAGUUCCGGGGUCAGAUAGCAAGCAAAGUGUGUCAUUGCGAUGUGUUCGAGUUUCUUCGCCGCUAUGCGACGUUUUAGGAUGCACACCGAAAUAUAUGAAACUCAUCAUGGGCCAAGCUAGUUAGAGGGCUUGGAUAAAUGCCUUCAGCGAACGUAGGGGUGGGUUGGAUAACCGUAUAAUCUCCGGCUAUCUUACAUGACUCGAAUUAUUUGAUUGACGUUUACUCGGUGGCAGCUGCCACGCAGGCGAACAACAGUUCUGCGAAAGAUGGACAUUUCCAACCUCUGAUCUAGCCAAUUCAGAUGGUGCGCUCGCGUCCUCUUGGAUAGGCGCCUGGUCCUUGGACUAAUAACCUGCUCCUCGGCAAUAAGUGAAGAUAUAAAUGCACAUUGAAGAUGCCUGUAGGAGCAGUCUACCCUUUACCGUCGAGGCGAAGAGGGGGAGCGCUUCAGAAAAUUAAUCCUGUGCAUGCUGUAGCAGAGUUUGGGGGUUGUAUUACACCAGCCGAGUUCCCAAAAGGCAGUGGAAAAAAUAGUUCUUCCACUCCAACCGUCGGUAGACCUUCCGUGUAUUUUGCUUGAAACUUUUCUGGUAAACUGUUUUUCUGCUGUGUUUCGUGUGAAAGCGAGUUCGCUUUCCGUCGUAUCCGUAGUGUAUAUUUAAUGGCCGUUCAAAGUCAAACAAGGAGUCGCCAAACUUAUGAUUUUAUUAGGUUCUAUUUGUUCUGCUACCUCUGGCUUGUCCAAGUCUUAAAUUUGGAGCAGAAUUAAUUGACAGAAUGUUGGCCGGAUUUCUGAACCUGAUUUGUUUGAACGCAAUCCCCUGCCGGUCGCCCAAAAAUAAGGCCAAAGGACAUAUUUUGCACGACGAAUGCGUAUAACUAUAAAGCACGGUGUUUGUGAGCUUACUUUAGAACACCCGGAGUACGCUGGUUUUGUGUUAUGAUCCGAUUGCCUCACUUAUCUCUCCAAUACUCUAUCACUUGUCCAGUUGUCUUUGUGGUCAUUUAGUGCCUUAAUACGCCUGUUUAGUUUCUAGCUCACUUUUGGGGUUACACGUGGUUAUGCCCUUUCAUCUUAUGUGUUUCAGCAUCGAGCACUCUUUCUUUUGUCUUACUUUACUAGUAACACGGCUCUCGAAAGAGCUGACCGCUCGCGAUGCAGUGCUUCUAGAGAAAGCAGCCUCAGUGGAUAAACAACUGGCUGCCAGUCAGCGGGAACGGGACCUCCUCCGGACGAAAUUGGAGGAGACAACGAUGGAGUUCCAAAAGUUGACUGCCACUUUAGAGCAGACUCGGUGA